UACAAAAUAGGAGUCUAUAGGUUGGUAUUACAACAACAGUAGUAGUGAUGGUCCAGUGAAGGCCAGGAAGAGUAAGUAAUGCCGGUGACGCCAACGUAUAGGUGACCACCAAGGUACAUGUUUAGCGCUCUCGUGAAGUUAGCUUACGUUGCCUCUCUGCAAAGACCAUCUUCAUCAAGCUCGGGGAAGAGAAACUGUGUUUCAGCAAAGUGGAUCAAAACUCUACCGGAGGGCGGGCGCAUUAUCUUGCUUUCCCAUUGGCCCUUUCGAUUUUCACUCAGCUGCGAGUCAUCCAUGACGCAUGCGCGUAGCCUGCUUCCGGCCUGGGGGCGCGGUGUUCCUGCCUUUACAGCCCGUGUGGAAUUCUUGCCCCAGUUUCCUAGGCCUGCUUUUGCUUUGCGUCAUGGCUCCAGACUCGGGUCCCUGCCCCGAAGGGCAGCUUUUAAAGCUGCUGCCGGUGGAUGCCAGGGAUCGGGGUACUCAGCGCUGCCGCCUAGGCCCGGCCGCCCUCCGCACUUUGGGCGCGCACUUGGGCUCGGCGGUGAGGAUCACGCUGCCCGAUGGCGGCUCCUGCCUCUGCACUGCCUGGCCGCGGCGGGAUGGAGCGGACGCCUUCGUGCAGCUGGACCUGCAGUGCGCGAGCCCGGGGGCGACAAUGGGGAUGUCGGGGUCCGGGAGGACUCUCCAUCUAAGCAGCCUCCACGUGGUGCCUUGUCCGCCCCUGCGGCGCCUCGCCGUGUGGCCGGUGUUGCGAGAGCGGGCGGGCGCGCCGGGCGCCCCGAGUCCAGCCGUGGUGCUGGAGGCUGCGCAGGAGCUGCUGAGGAACCGGCCUGUCUCCCAGGGCCACGUGGUGGCCGCUCCACCUGGUGACCCAGGUCCCGUGGCCGCCCUACACAUCGUCAGCGGGGCGCCGCACCCCUACCCGGCGGGGCUGGUCACCCCUCAAACUCGCAUCGCCCUCAGCGGGGAGCCGCGGUCGGAAGCGGAGCCGCGGUCCGAGGUGACCCUGGGGGGCCUUUCGGAGGCGGCCGCCUCGCUGCGGGAGCUCCUCCGCCUGCCGCUCCACUACCCGUGCGCCCUAGCCGCGCUGGGGCUGGCAGUGCCCCGCGGGGUGCUCCUGGCGGGGCCCCCCGGAGUGGGCAAGACCCAGCUGGUGCGGGCGGUGGCCCGGGAGGCGGGCGCGGAGCUGCUGGCGGCGAGCGCUCCUGAGCUGCAGGGCGCGCGGCCCGGGGAGACCGAGGAGAACGUGCGGCGGCUCUUCCAGCGCGCCUGGGAACUGGCCCGCCGCGGGCCCAGCCUCGUCUUCCUGGACGAGUUGGACGCCCUGUGUCCCCGGCGGGGCGGCCCUCACCGAGCCUCCGAGAGCCGCGUGGUGGCCCAAGUGUUGACGCUGCUGGAUGGCAUGGCCGGGGACCGCGAGGUGGUGGUCGUGGGAGCCACCAACCGGCCGGACGCCCUGGACCCUGCGCUGCGCAGACCUGGGAGAUUUGACCGAGAGGUUGUCAUUGGGACUCCCACACUUACCCAAAGAAAGGCAAUUCUGCAAGUGGUUACCUCAAAGAUGCCCGUCUCCAGUCAUGUUGAUUUGGAUCUCCUUGCAGAAAUGACAGUUGGCUAUGUUGGCGCUGACCUGACAGCACUCUGUAGGGAGGCGGCCAUGCACGCCUUCCUUCACAGUGAGAAGAAUCAAGACAAUCCUAUAAUUGAUGAAACAGAUUUCUUUCAAGCUUUUAAAAAGAUUCAGCCCUCAUCAUUUAGAAGUGUCAUUGGACUGAUGGACAUCAAGCCUAUUGGCUGAGAGAUUGGUGGCCUUGAAGAUGUGAAACUGAAGCUAAAACAGAGCAUUGAGUGGCCUCUGAAAUUCCCUCAGGAAUUUGUUAGGAUGGGUCUGACACCACCAAAGGGGCUUCUGCUCUAUGGGCCCCCUGGAUGUGCUAAAACUACCCUGGUGAGGGCACUGGCUACAAGCUGUCACUGCUCUUUUGUUUCAGUGAGCGGAGCUGAUCUCUUUUCACCUUUUGUUGGAGAAUCAGAAAAAGUCUUGUCUCAGGUAUUUCGACAAGCAAGAGCAAAUACUCCAGCAAUUGUGUUUUUGGAUGAAAUUGACUCAAUCUUGGGGUCUCGCUCAGUCAGCAACUCAGGAUGUGAUGUUCAAGAGCGAGUUCUUUCUGUUCUCCUGAAUGAGUUAGAUGGUGUGGGCCUUAAGACAAUAGAGAGAAGAGGAAGUAAAUCAGAUCAACAGGAGUUUCAAGAAGUUUUUAAUCGAUAUGUCAUGAUUGUUGCUGCAACAAAUAGGCCUGAUGUGCUAGAUGAGGCCUUGUUACGACCUGGAAGAUUAGAUAAAGUGAUCUAUAUUCCCCCUCCAGAUCAAAAGAGCAGGCUUUCUAUUUUACAAGUCUGUACACAAAAUAUGCCACUGGGGCCUGAUGUUUCCUUAGAAAACCUAGCAGCAGAAACCUGUUUUUUCUCUGGAGCUGAUCUUAAAAAUCUCUGCAAAGAAGCUGCCUUGCUGGCUCUGCAGGAAGAUGGGCUGGAAGCAAAUGCAGUGGAGCAACAACACUUCUUGAAGUCACUCAAGACUGUGAGACCGUCCCUAAGCCAGAAGGACUUGACCUCAUAUGAAAACUUAUUUAAGAGAGAAGGGUUUUCUAAUUUGGAAGAUAUUUAAAAAUUACAUCUAUGUUGAGUUGUUCACAUUAAUUGAAACGUAAA
Messenger RNA from Castor canadensis (American beaver), 2712 nucleotides. The record is from RefSeq and is a predicted model, not a curated record. Lineage: Eukaryota; Metazoa; Chordata; Mammalia; Rodentia; Castoridae.